Molecule: messenger RNA, 3957 nt
Organism: Culex quinquefasciatus (southern house mosquito)
Lineage: Eukaryota; Metazoa; Arthropoda; Insecta; Diptera; Culicidae
Exons: 4
Coding region: 1-3957 (1318 amino acids)
Molecular function (GO): catalytic activity
Source: RefSeq, a predicted model, not a curated record
AUGUUGAAAAAUUCUAAAAUUACAAUUGAGGGUUCCGAUGCACCCCAAGCAUCGGAUCAAGAAGAAUGCCCGGUGGAAACCGCGGAGUCUGGGGGGACCACCCGCCAGCCUGCCUUAGUAGUACCGGUCGUUGCGAUAGCGAACCAGCCUGAGACUGCAGUCAAUGGCCCGCUGAUCGUGAAAAAUGCUCCUGUUUACCAGUUCGCGAAAACUGGUGCAGGGCAGAAGACGGUGGGGACCUACAAGCGAUCUCUCUCCGAGGAGAAGAUCCUAGGGGACCCAAAACGUGUGAGGACAGGGCCGAUAGAGCGGAUGAUAACUCCGAAACUACCGCCCAUUCCGGGACGAAAUAGGAGAAAACCUCGUACCAUAGAUAGCGACGCAAUACGCGAACGAGCGCACGUGGUGCUGAGCGACCUCCUGCCCGAGGGUAGCAAGACUAACGUCUACUACACCCUCGAGGAAGUCGCAAAGCUAAACGAGCACAUCAGAAGCGCUGGCAAUAUCAGAAGUGACAUCACCAGAUCUGGACUGUCACUCACGGUGCUAGUGCGUCAAGCGGAGGAACUCUGGAAGGAGAUGCGAUCGAAGUACAAUAUCCUCGCUGAGGAGGCUAGUACGGAGAAAGCUGCGAGAUUGUUGCUGGAGGAUAGGGUGAAAGCCCUUGAGGUCCACAACGAUUCUCACUCUUCCAUCGAAGUAGAGGACCAGGUAACCCAUAGUGAAUUCAAUUCGCUACGGGAGCAGAAUGCAGCCCUCCAAGCAAAGGUUGAGGAGCUAUCCAAAACCAUUGCGGAGCUUGCAGCUGCUAAGCCGGCCUCCACCCCAGCUGCGCUCGACAGACACCACCUUCGUCUUGCGAAGGCACAGCAGGAAAUCCUUAUCCUGCGUGAAGAACUGAAGGGCCUCAAAGAGGAGAAGGCCAAGUGGGAGUCGAACCCGAAGCCUGGAAAGUCUGGCAAGACUGGAAAGAACAAGGGCAAGAACAAUGGUAAGAACCAACAAAAUCAGAAGCCAAAGCAGGUGAAGGGUGGCGUCCAGAACGCAGAUCCCAAACCUACAGUUCCAAUCACGCCUUCAGGUAGCAAGGAUGUUGGCACCAUCCCCGACGGGGAAUCCAAAGGUGACAACUCGGGCGACGAAAGCGGUGAUGGAACCGCUAAUGAUGGUUUCACGGUGGUGAACCGAAGGAAACCUAGGUCUAAGCACAAGCCCCGUACGAGGAACGAGGCUAUAGCGAUAAAGGCCGAUGAGAAAAGUUACGCGAGCCUAUUGCGAAACUUGCGCUCCAACGAGGAAUUCAAGGAGCUUGGGGAGGCUACUAAGUCGGUGCGGCGAACUCGCCAGAAUGAGCUUCUCCUUAUCCUCAAAAAGGGUACGAAGCCCAGUUCCGAGUACGCCCGACUGGUUACCGAGAGUGUUGGAAGUGACGAAAUCAAGGUUCGGUCACUCUGCUCAGAAACCACUCUCCAGUGUAAGAACCUGGAUGAGACGGUGACGGCAGAAGACCUCCUUGACGCCAUAACAACACAGUGUCUUACGGGCACCCUUUCGGUACCCGUCCAAUUAAGAAAGUACAACCAAGGCACGCAGACGGCCACCUUUAAGCUACCAGCGAAAAUCGCGGCCAUGGUGCUUAAGGUGGGUAAGAUCAAAGUCAACUGGUCAGUAUGCCCAGUGUCUGCGAUCGAACGCCCAACCGUCUGCUUCAAGUGCCUGGAGUACGGUCACAAGUCAUGGUCCUGCAAGGGACCCGACCGUACUGCGACCGUGCAAGUGAUACAGUUGAACCUCAAUCACUGUGACACGGCGCAACAGCUGCUCUUCCAGACGGUGGUCGAGAAGAAAUGUGACAUUGCGCUUCUCUCGGAACCAUAUCAAGUCCCGGAGGGGAAUAGGAAUUGGUUGAGCGACCCGCCAAAGGCUGCGGCAAUCUGGGUUACGGGUCAGUUCCCAAUACAAGAGCUAGUAGCAGCAGAGGAGGGCUUCGUGAUCGCUAAGGUUAACGGAGUCUUCUACUGCAGCUGCUACGCUCCCCCGAGGUGGUCUAUAGACAGGUUCGACAGAAUGCUGGAUAGACUGACGGACGCACUCACAGGCAAAACCCCCGUAGUGGUGGCCGGCGAUUUCAACGCAUGGUCCACACAAUGGGGUAGCCGCGAGUCGAACCGUAGAGGCCAGGACCUACUUGAGGCACUUGCCAGGCUAAAUGUUGAUCUAGCCAACGAAGGAUUCACGAGUACGUUCCGUAGGAACGGAGUCUCGUCGAUCGUUGACGUUACUUUCUGUAGUCCCAGCCUUAUGGCAAGCAUGGACUGGAAAGUGGACGAGGGCUACACUCACAGCGAUCACCAAGCGGUAACGUUUAGGAUCUGCCGUGUGGCCCGCGGUCCCGCGCAACCGGCCUCCCGACAAGAGUGCCGGUGGAAGACAUCGACCCUUAACAAGGAAGUCUUUGUCGAAGCGCUAAGAAGAGAAAGCGCCACUCGGGACAUUCUAGAACUCGACUGCGACGGGUUAAUGACCAUCCUGACUGGCACCAGUGACGCAGCGAUGCUGAGGCAAUCUAAGCCAAGAAACGCGCGAUCCCCAGUUUACUGGUGGAACGAGGACAUAGCUGCCAUUAGAGCAGCUAGCCUGAGUGCCCGGAGGAAACUCCAACGAGCUCGCUCCGACGAGCUGAGGGAAGCCAGGCGGGUGAUCUACAAAAUCGCCAAAGCUACCCUUAGCAAGGCAAUUAAAGAGAGCAAGAGGAACUGCUUCGGCAACCUCUGCCAAGAAGCCAACAAUGCACCAUGGGGUAACGCCUAUCGGAUUGUUAUGGCUAAGCUGAAGAGUGGCGCGGUUGCCAUUGAUCGUUCACCAGAAAUGAUGUCAAGAAUCAUCGACGGGUUGUUCCCUCAUCACGAGGUUGAGCCCUGGCCAACGACCCCCUACUACCAUGAGGGGUUGACGGUAGAUGAACAAAACAUCACGAAUGAGGAACUUAUCAAAGCCGCAUCAGCCCUCAAAGCGAAUAAGGCACCGGGGCCCGAUGGGAUCCCCAACCAGGUCCUUAAAUUGGCGAUCGAGGAAAACCUGGACAUGUUCAGGUCGGCUCUCCAAAAGUGCAUGGACACAGGAGUCUUUCCGGACCGGUGGAAGCGACAAAGGCUCGUCCUGUUGCCUAAACCGGGGAAGCCACCUGGCGACCCAUCCGCGUAUAGACCCAUUUGUCUCAUAGACACCGCUGGCAAACUGCUUGAGAGAGUUAUCCUCAACAGACUAACGAUUUAUCUAGAGAGGGGUCUUUCAGACCGUCAAUUUGGCUUCAGGAAAGGAAGGUCCACGGUCGACGCGAUCAAAGCAGUCCUUGAGAAAGCUAAGAUUGCAGUCGAGCCCAAGCGUCGAGGGAUGCGCUUCUGCGCUAUCAUCACCCUAGAUGUUAAGAAUGCUUUCAAUAGCGCCAGUUGGGACGCCAUUGCGAGAUCUCUCCAUAGAUUUCGUGUCCCCAACUACCUGUGCAAGUUGCUUAAAAGCUACUUCGAAAACCGAGUCCUUCUCUACGAGACGGACGAGGGUCUUCGCGAACUGAUCAUCACGGCGGGGGUCCCACAAGGCUCCUUGAUCGGUCCUGGGUUGUGGAAUGGUAUGUACGACGGGGUGCUGACUCUAGAGUUACCGACGGGCGUUAGUAUAGUUGGCUUUGCCGACGACAUCGUCCUGAUGGUGCUCGGCACCGUCGAAACGGUGGAACACGUGGUAUUUGAAUGCCCCCGGUUCCAAAGUAGCAGAGAGACCUUGUUGCUGGGAUGUGGUCCUGACACAUCCCCAGACAACCUGACAGACAGAAUGUGCCAGAGCGAGGAAGCAUGGGGUGCAGCUUCCACAGCUAUAACGCAGAUAAUGCUCAAAUUGCAAGAGAAGUGGCGCACGGACCAGCGUGCGUCCCGGAACGAAGGGCCCCUGGCCCAGUAG